Molecule: messenger RNA, 794 nt
Organism: Chrysoperla carnea
Lineage: Eukaryota; Metazoa; Arthropoda; Insecta; Neuroptera; Chrysopidae
Exons: 3
Coding region: 141-698 (185 amino acids)
Source: RefSeq, a predicted model, not a curated record
UCAGCAUUAACCAUCUUUUCGUACUAUUUUUUGUAAACAAACAUGUUAAAAAAUGUGAAUACAAAGAAUUAAAAUUAUCAAGUCUUAAAUGGAACAUAUUUAAUUAUGAAAAUUAGUAAUUUAACAAUAAAACAUUUAUAAUGCAACCUGUACGAAAAGGAGCAACCAAACGGUGUUGUUACGGAGUGUGUAAGAGUGAUACACGUUAUAAAUCAUUUAAAACCGAGACAUAUUAUUUUAUAAACUUUCCAAAACCUUGCCUUCCAUAUCGUAAAAAAAUGAUUAAAACAUCAGAUAAAGUUCAUAUUCAAACGUGUUCAAAAUGCAAAAAAUGUGAUUUAUGGGUGAAAAAAUGUGGCCGAAAUGACAGACGUUUUCGAUCGAUUGAUAAUGUUACUAAAGAUACUUAUAUUUGCUCACUGCAUUUUUAUGGAGAAAGUGGUCCAACAGAAGAAUAUCCUGACCCCUUAACCUAUCAAGAAUUUCAAAAAAUUGAUAAGAUGGUCAAAACAAGAACGUCUUUAUUUGAGAAGUACAAAAACGUAGAUAUGGAAGAAGCAAAUGGACCUUCGACAAGCAAUAAUGAAACUUCGACAUUGAUGGGUCAUGAAGAGAUUCAAAAUAUUGGGAAUGAUAAUUUUUGUUUUAAUUCACAAGUUCCCUUCGAAUUCUUUAUCUUCAGAGAUGAGUAUUUCUGAAGUACAAACUGGCAUUUUUUUUAUUGUAAUUUGAAAAAAAAGAACAUCUUACAGCAGUAAAUGACAAGGAUGUGUAAUAGUGAUGUGACGAAUAUU